Molecule: messenger RNA, 5042 nt
Organism: Phaedon cochleariae (mustard beetle)
Lineage: Eukaryota; Metazoa; Arthropoda; Insecta; Coleoptera; Chrysomelidae
Source: the annotation of a GenBank genome assembly
CAAUUAGUGUCAAAUGUGCAUUCUGGAAUUCUUAUUUCUGCUUAAAAAUUUGGGUGUUGGUGUUUUGUCAUGUUGUAGCAAUGGUGGUCUUCAAUGUUUAUUUAUUUUUGUGCCUUUCUAUUACACAUUUAAUUUCAGCACAGUACUACAACGAAUAUGAAUGCAACACGCCUCUUUUAAGUCGGGCUGCAAUAAGUGCUACAUCUUCCAUGAAUGAAAGAGGUCCAGAAAAUGCAGUAUUAUAUGGAGGAGCAGCUUGGAGCCCUAAAGAGAGCACGUACUUUGAAAAGCUUAUUCUGGAUUUCGGUAGUCGGUAUCAGAUUCAAUCGAUAGCGACUCAGGGACGCGGUAGGGGUUCUCACGAAUACGUUACCGAAUACAUAAUAGAAUAUUCGGACGAUGGUGAAGGUUGGAAAAGUCUCCAUGAUCCUGAGGGAGAGACUGAGAUGUUCCGCGGUAACGUGGACGGUGAUAUGGUGCACAAAAAUGAAUUCGAAGUUCCAAUUAUAGCUCAGUGGAUCAGAAUCAAUCCGACUCGCUGGCGAGACCGCAUAUCUCUGAGGGUUGAGUUAUUCGGCUGUGACUAUGAGGCCGACGAUAUGCACUUCAACGGCACGUCUCUACUGAAAUACGAUUUGUUCAGAGAACCUAUUUCAGCAUCUAAAGAAAGUAUAAAAUUCAGGUUCAAAACUACUUCUCCGAAUGGAGUUUUGUUGUACAGUAGAGGAACUCAAGGCGAUUACAUUGCCCUUCAACUUCGUGAUAACAGAAUGCUUCUAAAUAUCGACUUAGGUGCUGGAAUAGUUACAAGUCUUUGUGUUGGCAGUCUUCUUGAUGAUAAUAUUUGGCAUGAUGUUGUCAUAUCCAGGAAUAGAAGAGACAUUUUGUUCUCCGUCGAUAGAGUUGUGGUCCAUAAUAAAAUCAAGGGGGAAUUCCAGAGACUCAACUUGAACAGAGGAUUUUAUAUUGGAGGAGUACCAAACAUACAGGAAGGCUUGGUAGUUGUUCAAAACUACACUGGGUGUAUUGAAAACCUUUACUUGAAUUCAACGAAUCUAUUCCAUGAAAUUAGGGAAGCUUUUAAUUAUGGAGAAACUUUCAAAUAUGAAAAAGUUAAUACGCUUUGGAACUGCCCAGAACCACAAAUUGUGCCAGUUACAUUUAGAACAGCCCAUUCGUUUGCAAAGUUGAAAGGUUAUGAAGGAGCGUCAUCGUUGAAUGCCUCGUUUGCAUUUAGAACUUAUGAAAAUGAUGGACUCAUGUUAUAUCAUGCUUUUGCGACCAGCGGUUAUGUUGCUGUGUAUUUGGAAACUGGCAAGCUGAAAGUCGAACUGGUCGCCCCAAACAUCCCCAAAGUCGUGUUCGACAACUACGACGACCAAUUCAACGACGGCAGAUGGCACACGGUGGUACUCACGAUCUCCGCCAACAAGAUAAUCUUCAACGUCGACUACCGCCCGAUGGUGACGUCCCGCCUCCUGAAAAUCGUCACGGGCGGCCAGUACUUCAUAGCGGGCGGCGUGACGGCCGCCCUGGGCUAUUCGAACACCAUCUUCCCGGGCUUCGUGGGCUGCAUGAGGACGAUCGGUAUUGACGGCAAUCACAAGCUGCCCACCGAUUGGACCAGGGAGGAGUAUUGCUGCGGCGAAGAGGUCGUGUUCGAUGCUUGCCAUAUGACGGACAGGUGUAAUCCGAAUCCUUGUCAGCACGGUGGAGUGUGCAAGCAGAAUUCGAUGGAGUUUUUCUGCGUGUGUAAGGGCACCGGCUACGGGGGAGCAGUUUGCCAUUCAGCUGAGAACACCCUGUCCUGCGUGGCGUACAAGAACGUACAAGCCGUCGGCCAAAGGGCGGAGAUCAAAAUCGAUGUGGAUGGCAGCGGGCCGCUCGCUCCAUUUCCAGUGACUUGCGAAUUUCAUUCCGACGGUACAGUAGCCACCAUUCUGCAUCACAGCAAUGAAGAGACCACACCAGUCGAUGGAUUCCAGGAACCCGGCAGCUUCAUCCAAGACAUCCACUACGAGGCCGACGACGACCAAAUCGCUGCCCUGAUCAACCGAUCGUCCACCUGCCGCCAGCACAUCCAGUACGCCUGCAAGGGCGCCCGCCUAAUGAACUCCCCCUCGGACGAGACCACCCACCGACCCUACUCCUGGUGGGUGUCGCGGCACAACCAGAAGAUGGACUACUGGGGCGGCGGGUUGCCGGGCUCGAGGAAGUGCGAUUGUGGGGUGUUGAGCACUUGCACGGACCGCACGAAGUGGUGCAACUGCGAUGCUCAGUCCGACGUGUGGCAGGUCGACGCGGGCGAUAUAAUCGAGAAGAACGAUUUGCCGGUGAAGCAACUGCGCUUCGGGGACACGGGCAGCGCCCUGGACGAGAAAGAGGGCCGCUACACCCUCGGGCCGCUCGUCUGCGAGGGCGACGAUCUGUUCAACAACGUGGUGACCUUCCGCAUCCCCGACUCCACCAUCAACCUGCCCACCUUCGAUAUGGGCCACAGCGGCGACAUCUACUUCGAGUUCCGCACCGCCUCGUCCAACGCCGUGCUGUUUCACUCGACCGGGCCCACGGACUACAUAAAGUUGAGUCUGGUGGGCGGCAAUCAGCUGCAGUUCCAGUACCAGGCCGGGUCAGGGCCGAUGGCCGUGAUCAGGGAGACUUCGUACAGGCUGAACGACGAUGAGUGGCAUUCGGUGUCGGUGGAGCGCAACAGGAAGGAGGCCAUGAUCGUGGUGGACGGAGCGCUCAAGGCCGAGGUCAGAGAACCUCCAGGACCUGUCAGGGCGCUCCACCUCACCUCCGACCUGGUCAUCGGCGCCUCCACCGAAUUCAGGGACGGCUUCACGGGCUGCAUCAGGGCCCUAAUAAUCAACGGGCGGCAGGUCGAUUUAGGCCAGUACGCGCGCAUGGGCAUCUACGGCAUCGCGGAGGGCUGCAUAGGGAAGUGUCAGAGCGAUCCGUGCCUGAACAACGGCACCUGUCACGAAAGAUAUGACAGCUAUGUGUGUGAUUGUCGGUGGACCGCGUUCAAGGGGCCGAUUUGCGCCGACGAGAUCGGGGUUAAUAUGCGGCAGAGCUCGUUGAUCAGAUACGAUUUCGAGGGGUCUUUCAGGUCGACGAUAUCCGAGCACAUCCGCGUCGGCUUCACCACCACCAACCCCAAGGGCUUCCUUCUAGGCUUCGUGUCGAACAUCACCGGCGAAUAUCUCACCAUAAUGGUCUCGAACUCGGGCCACCUGCGUAUAGUCUUCGAUUUCGGCUUCGAGCGUCAAGAAGUGAUCUAUCCGGACAAGCACUUCGGUCUUGGGCAGUACCACGAUUUGAGGCUGUCGAGGAAGAAUGGGGGCGCCACUCUGGUGAUGCAGGUGGACGGUUACGAGCCCCGAGAGUUCAACUUCAACAUCAAGGCGUCGGCGGACGCGCAGUUCAACAACAUUCAGUACAUGUACAUCGGGCGCAACGAAUCGAUGACCGAGGGUUACAUCGGGUGCAUAUCGCGCGUGGAGUUCGACGACAUCUACCCGCUGAAGUUGCUGUUCCAGCAGCACGGGCCUGGGAACGUCAGGUCGUUGGGAACUCCAUUGACCGAAGAUUAUUGUGGGGUGGAACCGAUUACCCAUCCUCCGGAUAUGGUUGAGACCAGGCCACCGCCUAUUCUUGACGAAGAGAAAUUGAGAAGGGCGUAUAAUCAAGUGGAUUCGGCAAUUUUAGGAAGCAUAUUGGCGAUCAUCUUCAUCGCGCUCGUCAUCCUGCUCAUCAUCAUCGGCCGGUACCUGCAUCGACACAAGGGCGAGUACUUGACGCAAGAGGACGCCGGCGCCGAUUCGGCGCUGGAUCCCGACACGGCCGUCGUGCACGGUACCACCGGCCACCACGUCCAGAAGAAGAAGGAGUGGUUCAUCUAGGUGGGGGCGCACACAGUCCAAGAUGGAAGUAAGAUGGUGUAGGCACUUUUCGAUUAAACUACACGAAUCCGUUUUGCCCAAACAUAUCGACGGUCAUCUCACGUAGUGACGUAUCUCAGUUUUCUUAAUUUUAAAGGAGAGCAAUUCAAAGAUGUUCAACAUCUCGAUUCACUUAAAACUCAGAGGUUUGAUCAUGCAAGGUCAUUGUUUUUUAUUCAUCAGUGAAAAAGCUAGAACUACACCUUUUCCAGAUGUAUUUCAGAAAGCGUCAAUUUAAUUUCAGAAUAGUCACUUGUAUUUCAGAAAGCGUAUAUUGUAUUUCAGAAUAGUCAAUUCAAUUUCAGAAAGCGUCAAAUGUAUUUCAGAAUAGUCACUUGCAUUUCAGAAACCAUCAAUUGUAUUUCAGAAUAGUCAAUUCAAUUUCAGAAAGCGUCAAUUGUAUUUCAGAAUAAUCAAUUCAAUUUCAGAAAGCAUCAAUUGUAUUUCAGAAUAGUCAAUUGAAUUUCAGAAAGUGUCAAUUGUAUUUCAGAAAGUGUCAAUUGUAUUUCAGAAAGUAUCAUUUGAAUUUCAGAAAGCAUCAAUUGAAUUCCAGAAAGCAUCAAUUGUAUUUCAGAAUAGUCAAUAGAAUUUCAGAAAUCGUUCUCUAUAGACUGAAAGCCAGCGACCGCCAGACGUCAUUUCAACAAGGUUGAUAUUUUUUAUGUGUGUUAUUGCUUAUUCGGUGGAAUCGUUUUGGGGGUUAAAAAUCUUCAGUACUGGAUGGGCUUUCAAGAGAUAACGGGUGUUGAAAGUAUGAACAAAAAAACUGGCAAAAACAUCAUUUCAACAAAAGCUGAUCUUUUUAUGUUCAAUCGGAUCCUAUCAUGAAAGAGAAUAUACAAUUGCCAGGCACUUUCCACGGGGUGUUCUCCUGCCAGACAACUUUAUAAAUCGUGGAAAUAUCAUAGCAACAGAGCUUGAUUUUGUAAAUGUUAUUAAGAAGCCUAUUUUACAGUAUGAAACAGCCAUCAGUCACUUCCUGUUGGACAAACAUGUAAAAAUCAGAACUUUUUCAUAGCAAUAGGAAUAAUAAGUGUAUCUAUGAUAGUCCAUCAUACCUGAAAUUCUGUAAUCUGUUCAUCAAAUAAUAUAUAGGUA